Messenger RNA from Punctularia strigosozonata HHB-11173 SS5, 414 nucleotides. RefSeq lists its product as uncharacterized. Gene Ontology annotation, biological process: C-terminal protein methylation. Gene Ontology annotation, molecular function: protein C-terminal S-isoprenylcysteine carboxyl O-methyltransferase activity. The record is from RefSeq and is a predicted model, not a curated record. NCBI's taxonomy places the organism in Eukaryota, Fungi, Basidiomycota, Agaricomycetes, Corticiales, Punctulariaceae. The transcript has a single exon. The annotation marks the transcript as partial. Gene Ontology annotation, cellular component: membrane; endoplasmic reticulum.
GUCUUUUGCGCAGGAGCAAUGCUCAUGAUACUGAGCGCCGCUUUGCGCGUCGCGUGCUUCAGAGCUCUGGGACGACUUUUCACCUUCGAAGUCACAAUCCGCCCAUCACAUCGGCUGAAAACCCACGGCCCAUACAGCAUCGUCCGACACCCCAGCUAUACAGGAGUGCUGUUCAUGCUCGUCGGAGCUGCCAUGGUGUGCUAUUGGAGAGGGAGUUACGUGGAUGUUUGCGGAAUUUGGUCCACACCGCCUGGAAAAUGGAUUUACGUAUGGUAUACUUGCGCAACUUUCGCGGUUUUCUCCCUGGUCAAACGCGGACGUGUCAAAGAUAAAAACUUGCUGGAGAUGUUUGGAAGAGACUGGGAACUCUACAAGGCUGAUGUUCCGUACUCGUUUAUCCCGUGGGCUUACUAG